This is a messenger RNA of Linum tenue, 1476 nucleotides long. Lineage: Eukaryota; Viridiplantae; Streptophyta; Magnoliopsida; Malpighiales; Linaceae. The record is from the annotation of a GenBank genome assembly.
AUGGCGAUGGUCCCUGGGAACAUUCCUGUAGUGAAGCGCAGGUUCGGCUCUAUGGAAGGUGAUGUGGUUGUGGAGGCUAAGUUUCCUAAAAGGCGACGAAGAGAGCCGAAUUCUUCAGCAGCAGCAGCAGCAGCAUUGAAAGAAGGUACCAAUCAAGCUUCCUCUUCUACAACGACGACGACUAGUACUACAACUGCUCCCAUUGUGAAGAGAAGCUCCAGGUUCAGGGGAGUUAGCAGGCAUAGAUGGACUGGAAGAUAUGAAGCUCAUCUGUGGGAUAAGGGGUCCUGGAAUCCAACCCAGAAGAAGAAAGGGAAGCAAGGUGCUUAUGAUGAAGAGGAAUCUGCUGCAAGAGCUUAUGAUCUGGCAGCUCUCAAGUACUGGGGACUGUCAGCCUUCACAAAUUUCCCUGUUUCUGACUAUGAGAGUGAACUUGAAAUAAUGAAGAAUGUGACAAAAGAGGAGUACCUAGCCUCACUGAGAAGAAGAAGCAGUGGAUUCUCAAGAGGUGUGUCGAAAUACAGAGGGGUUGCAAGGCACCACCAUAAUGGAAGAUGGGAAGCAAGGAUAGGGAGAGUCUUUGGGAACAAGUACUUGUACCUUGGAACCUACAGUACCCAAGAGGAGGCAGCUAGAGCCUAUGACAUAGCAGCAAUCGAAUACCGCGGAAUCAAUGCUGUAACGAAUUUCGAUCUCAGCACAUACAUCAGGUGGCUGAAACCAGAAUCUGAUACCCCUUCUUCCACUGAUGUUCACCAACACCAUGAAUCCAAAUUGGAUCUGGAGAACUUCCCACUGACAACAACAGCAGCAGCAGCAGCAGCUUCUUCUUCUUCUUGCCCUUCCAUGGCCUACUUCCAACCUGACAAAGCAACAACAACACAACAAAAUCACCACCACCUCCCACUUCUACAUUCCAGCCUUAGAAUACUAGACAAUCUGAAUGAGAACCCACUGGAGCAGGAACUCUUCCAGACAAGACCAGCAGGCAUGUUCUCCCCUCCAAGUGGCAACAAGAACACCUGCCUGUCGUCGUCGUCACCAUCUUCAUCCCUAGCAUCAUCCACAACUACUUCCCCAUCGGCGCUCGGCCUCCUGCUCAAGUCAUCAGUGUUCAAACAACUCGUUGAGAAGAACUUGAACACCAGUAGCAGCAGUAGUGGUAGCAACAGUAAUAACCACCAUCAUCUCUCCACUGAGCUAAAGAAUUUCCAGCUCCCCUCAAUGGGUGGGACUGGGACACACAAAGAGGAAGUGAUGGAUGAGGAGGCAGCAGAGAUGUACUGCAACGGGAUCAGCCAUAGCCAGAGCUCCUUCAUGAUGUACUCAUCAGGGAGUGGCAGUGGCAAGGAGGCCGCCGGUUUGUCGAAUUUGGAGUGGAAGGAGGAAGAGAGUUUGUUGCCAUUGUUCAACUCAUCAGCAGGAGGGCAGUCUUUCUGGGAUGGAUCACUAACCCUCCCUUCUCCAUUCCACUGA